Cicer arietinum (chickpea) is the source of this 780-nucleotide messenger RNA. RefSeq lists its product as uncharacterized. The record is from RefSeq and is a predicted model, not a curated record. NCBI's taxonomy places the organism in Eukaryota, Viridiplantae, Streptophyta, Magnoliopsida, Fabales, Fabaceae.
AUGACAACAUAUGCCAUUCAUAAUGGGAGGGAUUUGAAGUUUAUAAAAAAUGACAAUCUAAGAGUGAGAGUUAAAUGCAAGGAAGGUUGUAAGUGGUUUGCCUAUUGUGCAAAGUUACUUGAUGAAGAUACAUGGCAACUUAGAAAACUAGUUGACACACAUUCAUGCAAUAAAGAGUAUAAGGUCAAAUUUAUGAGAUCAAGUUGGCUCGGGAAAAGAUUGUACUCAAUAGUGAAAGAGAACCCGAACAUAAAACUUACAAAUAUUUCUAACAAGGUUCAUCAAAAGUGGAAUGUUGGAGUGAGUAAGAUGAAGGCAUUCAGGGCACAUAGAGUUGUAAUUGAUAUGGUUUAUGGAUCGUUCAGAGAGCAAUAUCUAAGAUUGUAUGAUUACUAUCAUGAGUUAUUAAGAUCAAAUCUAAAUAGUACUGUUAAGUUACAAGGCCAAACUACAAAUUCAGAGGUAACUAAUAAAGAUUAUGUGGACAUACCGCUUUUACCAAGUUUUCAACGCCUAUAUAUGUGUCUUAAUGGAUGUAAAGAGAGUUUCCUGAUUUGUAGACCAAUAUUUGGUCUUGAUGGUUAUUUCUUUAAAGGGUAUUAUGGGGGUAUGGUUCUUGUUGUUGUGGGUAGAGACCCAAAUGACCAAAUGCUUCUAAUUGUUGUGGUUGUAGUUGAAGGUGAAACUAGAGAUUCAUGGACUUUGUUCCUUAAAUUAUUAAAUGAUGACUUGGGUGGACAACAAACAUGGAAAUUCUACACUUUUAUAUCUCAUGAGUAA